Molecule: messenger RNA, 2721 nt
Organism: Fomitopsis serialis
Lineage: Eukaryota; Fungi; Basidiomycota; Agaricomycetes; Polyporales; Fomitopsidaceae
Product: PFK protein
Exons: 14
Coding region: 290-2641 (783 amino acids)
Biological process (GO): fructose 6-phosphate metabolic process; fructose 1,6-bisphosphate metabolic process; canonical glycolysis
Cellular component (GO): mitochondrion; cytoplasm; 6-phosphofructokinase complex
Molecular function (GO): 6-phosphofructokinase activity; ATP binding; fructose-6-phosphate binding
Source: RefSeq, a predicted model, not a curated record
CCCGCCCGUGCUCGAGGGGCCGACGGCCAGCGACGCGCACCACGUCGAGCUUGUUUGUGCGGAGGCGAGUCCGCGACGCGUCGAGGCGCGCCUGUAUGGAUGGUCUGACUAUUGGCGCCUGACGCGGUCUCUACGCUCCUGCCAGUCAAAAACUCGGGGUAGGCCCCCUCAUCGAUCCAUAUUCAUAGCCACCCUAUCUCCGGGUCUUCUACCUCCACCAUUCCCUUGCCCGUGUCUACGACCUCCGCACGGCGCAUACAGCGACACCGACGGCCCUCAACACUCGAAGAUGAAGAUCGCUGUGCUCACGUCCGGCGGGGACAGCGCCGGCAUGAACGCCGUCGUCCGUUCAGUCGUAAAGAUGGCCAUCGCCAAAGGCUGCGAGGCCUGGGUUGUCCGCGAGGGGUACGAGGGUCUCGUCCGCGGCAAUGCGCAAGAGUCGUCCGACUCCCGUACCGUGAAAGAGGACGCGAGUUUCGUGCACAAUCUUCGAUUUGGUGACGGAGAGCUGCUGAAGGAUGGCACGGGCGACUACAUCAGUGGACGCACUAUCAAGGGGCGGUAUAUCGUCCGCGGUGGGACGUUGAUUGGAACUGCCCGCUCCACCACAUUCCGCACACAAGAAGGCCGGCAGACGGCAGCAUAUAACAUGAUCAAGGAGGGCAUUGACGCCCUCGUCGUCUGCGGAGGAGACGGCUCUCUGACUGGUGCAGAUGUCUUUCGGUCCGAAUGGCCAAAGCAUGUCGAGGCGUUGCGUGCAGCAGGCAAGAUCACCGACGAGCAGGUUAAGAACCACCAUCAUUUGCGCAUCGUAGGCCUCGUGGGCUCAAUUGACAACGACAUGUCUAUGACGGACCUGACAAUCGGUGCAGUCACGGCGCUGCACCGUAUAUGCGAGUCCAUCGACAACAUCAACUCGACCGCCGUGUCGCAUUCGCGUGCCUUUGUGGUGGAAGUCAUGGGACGGCAUUGCGGAUGGCUGGCGCUCAUGGCGGGUGCAAGUUGCGGCGCGGACUUCAUCUUCAUCCCGGAAGACCCUCCCUCCGAAGACAAUUGGGAAGACAGCAUGUGCAAGAUGAUCCAGACCCACCGGGACAUCGGGCAGCGCAAGACGAUCGUGAUCGUCGCGGAGGGCGCGAUCGACAAGGACCUCAAACCGAUCCGGGCGGAGUAUGUCAAAGACGUGCUCGCGGAGCGGCUCGGCCUCGACACGCGGGUGACCACGCUGGGGCACACGCAGCGCGGGGGUGCGCCCGCGGCGUACGAUCGCAUCAUGCCGACACUACAAGGUAUCGAAGCUGUCGACGCGCUCCUCGAGUCCACGCCGGAUACACCGUCGUACAUGAUUGGCAUCAGCGAGAACAAAGUCACACGUGUCCCACUUAUGGAGGCUGUCGCUCUGACGCGUUCGGUGGGUACAGCGAUCUCAGAGAAGAACUUCAAGAAGGCAAUGUCGUUGCGCGACCCGGAGUUUGCAGAGAUGCUGGAGGGGUUCUAUGCUACGUCGGUGCUGUUGAAGGAGCCAAUGCUGCCUCAUCAUCUGCGAAUGCGUGUUGGCAUCAUGCACGUUGGUGCGCCUGCAGGCGGGAUGAACGCGGCAACACGCACCGCCGUGCGCUACUGCCUCCGGCAAGGGCACAAGCCGUUCGCAAUCCACAGCGGGUUCCCCGGCCUGCUCGAGGACAACGUGCACCCGCUCUCCUGGCUCGGGGUGGACAACUGGAUGACGCGGGGCGGAUCCGAGCUGGGCACGAACCGCAAGCUGCCGGACAUCGACCUCGGCGCGGUCGCGGCGAAGUUCCAGCAGCACAACUUCCACGCGCUCCUCCUCAUCGGCGGCUUCGAGGCGUUCCACGCGCUCUCCAUCCUCGAGGCCGCGCGGAAGAACUACCCCGCGUUCCAGAUCCCGAUGGUCCAUCUGCCCGCGACGAUCUCGAAUAACGUGCCGGUGAUGGAGUACAGUUUGGGCUCGGACACGAGCCUGAACGCGCUGGUGACGGCGUGCGAUGCGAUCAAGCAGAGCGCGUCGGCGAGUCGGAACAGGGUGUUUGUUUGUGGCUACAUCGCAACGAUGGGUGCAUUGGCGACCGGAGCCGUGAUUGUGUAUACCCCAGAGCGGGGUAUCGACCUGGACAUGUUGCGCCGCGACGUCAGGUUCUUGAAGAGACGGUUUGCUCUUGACCAGAAGGGUAAGGCAGAGGGACGACUGGUGCUCAGGAAUGAGUCGUCGUCCGACGUCUACAGCACAGACUUCAUCAGGAAGAUGUUCAAAGAGGAGGGCGGCUCGCUGUUCGACUCGCGCGCCGCCAUGCUCGGGCACACACUGCAGGGCGGGAUCCCCUCGCCGCUCGACCGGACCCGCGCGGUGCGCCUCGCGCUGAAGUGCAUGUCCUUCGUGGAGGAGCACCACCAGGCGCUGCUCCGGCAGCAAGGGCGGAAGCUGGCGCCGCCCGAGUCCGCGGCGGUGAUCACGAUCCAGGGCACGGCGGUGAAGUGGGUGCCCGUCACGGAGAUGGUCACGCACGCGGACAUGCACAACCGGCGCGGGAAGGAGGCGUGGUGGGCGCCGUACACGGACUUGGUCGAGAUGAUCGUUGCGCGGCAGCAACUGCUGGACAAGCACCUGCCUGUGGAUAUCUGAGGGCGUCGUAGACAACCGAAUAGAUUGUAUAGGUAGCCACUGCGUACGAUAUAUCGUUAAAUUCUGUCAUUGAGGGCCUC